Molecule: messenger RNA, 3490 nt
Organism: Pseudophryne corroboree (corroboree frog)
Lineage: Eukaryota; Metazoa; Chordata; Amphibia; Anura; Myobatrachidae
Gene: SOWAHC
Product: sosondowah ankyrin repeat domain family member C
Exons: 1
Coding region: 267-1787 (506 amino acids)
Molecular function (GO): protein binding
Source: RefSeq, a predicted model, not a curated record
UGAUUGGCUGUCUCCCAUUCCCACGCUGCCGCAGCCGCCGCCAGUGAUGAUGCUGGUGUGGGCUGCUGUGGGUACCACCAGGCGGUGACACGCCGCUCUCAGGCCAGUGCAGGGGGGCGGGAGGGGGAGGAGUACGGCGGCUGUGGCGGUUGCUAGGAGAGACAUCGCUGCUCCUCUCACCCGUACUCCGACGCCCCCGCAGAGCCCCCCUGGGGGAGGAGCCGCUCUGACAUGUUCUCCGCCAGCUGCCGCAGCAGCGAUCAGAAAUGGCCGAGCUCAGCCGGGAUUCGGUGAUUCGCUUCUUGAGGGAGCAGGGUGGCCGGGUGCCCAACCAACAGCUGGUGGAUCAUUUCCGGGCACUGUUGACCGAGCCGCUCCCCGGGGAGCCCCGCGCCGCCGCCCGCCAGCUCUUUAAAGACAUCGUCAACGAGGUGGGCAGCGUGAGAGCGGAGGACGGGGUGAAGUACGUGUGCCUGCGGAGACGCUACCGGAUAGCCGUCCAGGACGCGCAGCAGGAUACCGGCGGUGAUCCGGUAGCAGCUGCUGAGCCCGAUGGUCGCCCCGAUCCCAGCACCGAAGUACCGGAGACGCCCGCCGUGAGCCCUGGCGCCAGGGAGAGCAGCCCUGAGCCGAGCACCGGGGACGAGACGUCAGAGGAGCCGCAUACGGUCCCCAGAGAUGAGGGCGCUCAGGACACCGGUCCCGGGGAGGAGACCGGAGACGAAUCCCCACAGAGCGUAGCCUCCCCGGCAUACGAGGCGCCCCCGAGCAUCUCCGUGACCGAGGAGCCUGAGGAGAGCGGGGACGGCCGCCCCGAGCAGCAGCAACCCCCGGAGCAGGCUCCGCUCAGCAGGAGGACUCCCCGGAACAGCCGCAGGGGCGCCCGGGAGCCGGUGUCCCCGCAGUUACGGCGGGUAGGUGUGCUGCUCCGGGCCGGGGUGCGGGACUCGGACAGCUCGUCCCUGCACAGCUCAUCCUCUGUGUCUGGGAACGAGGAGGAGGAGAGCGGCGCCGGGGGCUCCCUGUCCGGGCAGGCGGCGCUGGAGCCGCUGGAGCACGCCUGGAUGCUGAGCUCCUGCCGGGCGCGCUGGGACAGUCUGCAGGAGCUGCUGCUCUCCGAGCCCGGCCUCAUCACCCGCCGGGACUUCAUCACCGGCUUCUCCUGCCUGCACUGGGCCGCCAAGCACGGGCAGCACGAUCUCCUGGCCGCCCUGCUCGCCCACGCCCGCCAGCACCGGGUUCCCGUCAACAUCAACACCCGGGCGUCUGGCGGCUACACCGCGCUGCACCUGGCCGCCAUGCACGGCCACCUGGACGUGAUGAAGCUGCUGAUCGGAGCCUACGAUGCGGACCUGGACAUCCGGGACUACAGCGGCCGGAAAGCCUGGCAGUACCUGAGCCCGGACACUGCCCGCGACGUGCAGGUGCUGGUGGGAGCGUUACCUGCCGCCGAGGAGGAGGAAGAGGACGAGGGGAGCUCCGGCUCUGGCCGCUGGCGGCUCUCCAAGGUGCUGCCGACCCAGCUCAUCGUGCACCGGCUGGUGCAGCUCCCGGAGGAUGAGCCGGACGGCCGAGCAGAGAUCAGCAGGAAGGGCUCCGGGGGCAGCCGCGGGGAGAUCAGCAGGAAGGGCUCCGGGGGCAGCCGGGGGAAGCCUCGGCUGAAUAAGAUCAGGUUCAGGACGCAGAUCAUCCACAGCAACCUGUCCGCCAGGGACACGGGGGAGGAGGAGGACCGGCUGCUGAAGAGCCCCAUGAGGCACCGGCCCAAGUCCAAUGUGUUUGGCUGAGCAGCGUUGGUGCCCCUGGCUUAGGUACGGCCGCUGUAACUGUACUCUCACCCGGUGCCCAUUAUAUAAUGGCCCGUCAUCUGCACCGUGCCUCCUGGACAGCGGGUAUAUCACUAAUUGGUGCACCCUCCCUCAUACUGAUUGAUGGCAGAUGUUUGAAGCCUUAAAUUGAGAUGCAUAGGAGAAGUUGCCCAAAGCAGCCAAACAGCAUUUAAAAGUUUUAAAAGUCACUUCAGAGACUGUGCCUUGGGCAUCUCAUCCACUGUAUCUCUCUCAAGGGCUUGAUACACCUCCCCCUGGGGUGGGAGAGAGUGCUAAAUGGGGUUUAUGGCAAAUGUGGCACUGAAGUCUUCUAGUGUUCCUCAGCAAAUGACCUACUCACACUUCCUAACAUGCUUUGUACUUGGGUCACUGGUGAGUCAGAGGAGACCUGGAAAUUGGUUAGUGCUAAUAUACUACGAGGUGUGCCUAGGCCCCACCGUUACAGUGGUGAAAGAACGUUCAUUUAAUAUGUAUUUAUAUAUCUAAGAUACUUGAUUUUCCAGAUAACUUUUACAUGAAAAUAUUGCUGAGAAGAUAUGAUUUGCCCAAAGGACUGAAGCAGAUAGUUGUGUUUUUUUUGUUUGUUUUUUUUAGUCAAUCAUUUUGCACAAUUUUUCUGUAACUCCAAUUUCAUUUUGGACAUCCAAACCAAAUCAAAGCUGCUACAGUGAUUUAUAGAACUGAGGCAUGUAAUGUGACAAUGGGAUCCGGUCUGAAGAUAGACAGUGCCUAGGUUGACAAUGUAUAGGUCGACAGUCACUAGGUUGACAUAUAUUUUCAAGGUCGACAGGGUUUCUAGGUCGACAUGAGUUUUCACAUUAUUUUUUUCUUUUUCUGAACUUUUUCAUACUUAACGAUCCAUGCGGACUACGAUUGGGAACGGUAACCUGUGCCAAGCGCAGCGAGGCACCUUGCCCGAAGCAUGGCGAGCCAUGCGAGGGGACACGGUGCACUAAUCGGGCUUCCCGGUCACUGUAUGGAGAAAACAACACCCCCAAAAAACAUGAAAAACUCAUGCCGACCUAGAACAUGUCGACCUAGAAACCCUGUCAACCUUCAAACCCUGUCGACCUAGUGACUGUCGACCUAAACACUGUCGAUCUAAUGAUCCACACCCCGUGACAAUACAGACGUAGCAGGCUGUAGGGAACUUACAUGUGGUCUAGCACUUGAUUUGAAAUGCAGUGUACCACAUUUAUAGGGAACAGUAUGUUGCUUAAUUGUUUAUAUGAAGAAUUCUAAAUAACUAUUUUUGUAUUUCAUGCGCCAAAUAUCCAGUGAUAGCACAUCACAUAAUUAGCACUUUUUGUAAAUGACUUUAACAUUCCAGGAAUAUGGUACUUCAUGUAAUUUUAAUAGGUCCCACAUAAAUGACUUGUACAAUGCACUGUGUCAUGCCAGUCACAUGUUCUCGUUGCUUGUAGUGCUUUUCUUUUACUAAAGAUGCAAGUAAAUGUGAAAAAAAGAGUUGUCUGUGUCACUGAUCAGUUUAUUUAAAAUGCAAUAACCGUAAAUAACAUUGGUUCUUUCAUAAAUGUCUAGUAAAGAUAUGUUAUUGAAUUAUAACCAAAACUAUCCCAUAGCUAUCUAUGUACAUAUAUUAUUGAGGCUAUUACUGCCCCAUUCCCUCCUCGGAGUAUAAAAUACAUGGUAAACAAUGA